AUGUCGGCAACUAAUGCGCCCCAGAAGCGCAAGCAGCCAUCCCCAGAGCCGUCCUCCUCAAAGAAGCCGCGCACCCAAGAAAACAACAACACCCUGAUAGGCCCCCACGAGGCCACCCUCGAGGAACUCGCUCCCGCGCACAACGUCCUCGCCCUCUCCGUCCUCUCGUCCACGCAGAUCCGCAAGCGAGUCUCCAGCGCGACUUCACACCUCCUUCAAAAGGCCUCGGGCUCACGGAUAGUCCUGCUUCAUGCGCGGCCGGCAGAUGUUUGCAAGAUGAUUACCGUGGCGGAGCAGUGCAAGAGAGUGCUUGGAGAACAAGGCCAGGCGUGGCAUCAGUACAACGAACUGUACGAUCUACCUCCGGAGAGCGCGAAGAAAAAGCAGAAGAAAACCACGUCCGAGAGAGUAGAGGUAGACGAGGAAGCUGAAGAGGAGUCCGACAGCGACAAGGGUGCUUUUGAGGCCAUGGAAAGUCGAUUCGAGAAAGCCGUGCUGCCGCCGCCGCGGGUCCGGACGUACAAGUCCCUGAGAAUAUUCCUUUCACAUGAGGCGAUUCCGGAACUCAAGUCGAGAGAAAACGUAACGGUACAGACGAGCGAAGACACUUCAUGA
Messenger RNA from Trichoderma citrinoviride, 615 nucleotides. RefSeq lists its product as hypothetical. Lineage: Eukaryota; Fungi; Ascomycota; Sordariomycetes; Hypocreales; Hypocreaceae. Gene Ontology annotation, molecular function: nucleic acid binding. The transcript has a single exon. The record is from RefSeq and is a predicted model, not a curated record. Bases 1 to 615 code for a protein of 204 amino acids.